Blastomyces gilchristii SLH14081 is the source of this 2695-nucleotide messenger RNA. RefSeq names its product sugar transporter, variant 2. The record is from RefSeq and is a predicted model, not a curated record. NCBI's taxonomy places the organism in Eukaryota, Fungi, Ascomycota, Eurotiomycetes, Onygenales, Ajellomycetaceae. Gene Ontology annotation, cellular component: membrane. Gene Ontology annotation, molecular function: transmembrane transporter activity. Gene Ontology annotation, biological process: transmembrane transport. The transcript has 7 exons. The coding region runs from base 533 to 2026 and encodes 497 amino acids.
AAAACCAAAAAAAAAGACAAGCAAAACCGAAACCAUGCCGUUCUUCGUGAAUCCUUUGAAGAAUAACGACCUCUCGUCCUUCCCUGGCGUUGUGGUGCCUCUGGCGCAAGCCCAACACAAAAACCCCGCCUCCCCCACCAACUCUGGAGACGGAAAAUCGGACAAUGUAGCAGAAAAGGGCUCUUCGUCUUCCCUGAGCGACCAGCAGUACUCUGGCUUGACUUUGGAUGCCAUCAGAGCUGAGGUAGAGAGCGAUGUGGCAACAUCGGGCAGUGAUACCGCAUAUGAUCGUAUGUUUUGCUGAUAUAUUACAUGUUUUUCUGUGCUUUCUUUUUCUCUCUCCAUGUCACUCUCAAAGCAAACUUCCUCGAUUUGGAAGAGAGGAGGCCGGCCUACUUUUAUCACUCAAACUUUACCAUAGGCCCGUCCAUUUGUCGCUCCCCUUGUCCGGUUUUGGUUCAUAACAGGGGGCCCCCUCCUCCCCUGACGCGACCAGGAUAGCUCGCUUUAUCUGUUUUUAUGUUUGUUGAAGAUGAUGGAUCUAAUUCUUUUUUUUUUUUUUCAAUCGCUGCUUAUAGGUAAAUCAAAAGUGAUUAACUUGGCUGUCCAGGAUAUUGGAAUGGGAAAAUAUCAAUGGCAGUUGUUUGUUCUCUGUGGUUUUGGCUGGUUGGCAGACAACCUCUGGUUACAGGGCGUUGCUUUGACAUUACCAAGUCUUUCCGUGGAAUUCGGGAUUGACGAGUCCUAUGUCCGCUUCACAACCUGCUCGCUGUUCGUUGGCUUGUGUGUUGGAGCUGUGGUCUGGGGUACCGCGUCGGACAUGAUCGGUCGUCGUCUCGCGUUUAACCUGACCUUGCUCAUCACUGGUGUUUUCGGCCUUGCGUCGGGUGGUAGCCCGACAUGGGUUGGUGUCUGUUCGAUGUUCGCAUGUCUAGGGCUGGGAGUUGGUGGCAAUCUGCCCGUUGAUGGCGCAUUGUUCCUGGAAUUCCUGCCCUUUGCUUCGGGCAAUCUCCUAACAAUGUUGAGUAUUUGGUGGCCCCUUGGUACCCUUGUCGGAAGUAUGAUUGCCUGGGGCCUCAUCCCAAAUUUCUCGUGCGACCCAGCAGAUCUACUUUGCACAAAGGAAAACAACAUGGGCUGGCGUUAUCUCGUCAUCACCCUGGGCGCCCUGACCUUCGUCAUGUUCCUCUGCCGCUUCUUCCUCUUCCAUCUCUACGAGUCGCCCAAGUUCCUUCUUUCCCGUGGCCGCCAGGAAGAAGCUGUGGCCACCGUCCAUGCCAUCGCGUAUAAGAAUGGAGCCAAGACUUGGCUGACCAAUGAAAUCCUGAACGAGAUUGGCGGCCACCCUGAGCAAAUUUCUCCUGAUCAGCAGAAAUUGUCGAAUUCGGAGAUUGUUAGGAGGCAGCUGUCUAAGUUUUCUGCGCAGCGGAUUGCGCCGCUUUUUGCGACUAAGAGGAUGGGGUUUACGACUGUUCUCCUUUGGUUCUGCUGGGGCACCAUUGGCAUGGGAUAUCCCCUUUUCAACGCCUUCUUACCCCAAUACCUCGGGAAUAGCGGAGAAACACCCGUUUCAAUUGUCUACCGCAACUAUGCCAUAACCGCCAUCGUUGGCGUCCCCGGCUCCAUCCUCGCCUGCUACACCGUCGACAUCCCCUACGUCGGGCGCAAGGGCACCAUGGCCAUCUCCACCGCCCUUACCGCCGUCACCCUCUUCUGCUUCACCAUCUCCGACGACCCAGACGUCCAGCUCGCCUGCUCGUGUCUGGAAGCCUUCUUCCAGAACAUCAUGUACGGCGUGCUCUACGCGUAUACGCCGGAAGUGUUCCCCGCGCCCAACCGCGGCACGGGCACGGGCAUCGCCAGCUGCAUCAACCGCAUCUGCGGCCUGCUGGCGCCCAUUGUGGCUAUUUAUGGCAGCUCGGGCAACCCCAAGGCGCCGGUUUAUGCGUCUGGGGGCUUGAUGCUUGCGGCGUUUGUGGCGAUGGUUUUGUUGCCGAUUGAGACGAGGGGGAGGGCGAGUUUGUAAAGGGUGGUCGCUGGUGUGAGUGUUGCCAAAAAGUUGAAAUGAAAAAUGAAAAAUGAAAAAUUGGUGCGUUUUUGUAUGUGAUCAGAUGCAGCGAUGGUGUUGGUUGUUUCCACUGAAACUGUGCUGGUAGUGGAUGGGGGAGGGAUGAAGAUUUAGAUCUUAUCUAUCUUUUCUCCUCAUUUCCCCCUUUUGUUCAUGUUUAUGGUUUAUGUUUUCAUUGUUAUAACUACAUGAUAUAUCAAACUUUCCUCGCUUUAUACAUCCAUACAUAUAUAUAUAUACUCAAGCUACGGUUAACGGAUAUGAUGAUUUUGGGGGUGGCGGGGGGGGUGGAUAUUUCGAAGUUUUCGUCGGGAUGGAUGGAUUACAUUGAUGUGAGUGAUGAGCGCAAAUAUUUGUGGUGAUUGGUGGAUGGAUGGAAAACAUUGUUUUUUAGCUUAUAUUUAUACGUGCAUUACUUUUGCUAACUAUGGUCAAGAUCUUUCCAUUCACAACUAUCUUCGCGCGUGUGAUAUGUGCAUUUUCUACCUUAUGCAGAAAGAAUAGAUAUCCGAAGAAAGCUUACUGUAGACAUUAGAGAUGCAUCUUCCCUUCUACUAAAAAAAGGCCAAUGCGGGUGAUGUCUCAAAAAUCUCGACGUAACCAACCAUAGAUGUCUUCGACUACCAG